GUCUCAAACCAGAAUCACAUGCAAACAGAGUGAACUUAAUUGAAGUAUUUACUUCCAAGUUAUCUAUCUAUCUCUUGCCUAAAAAUUAGAAGAAAAUGGGAAAGCAUUGUUCUAAUUCUAAUGAUUCCAGCACAGUCACAAUCCUCUCAAAAUGCACAGUUAUCCCUCACCAAAAAUCAACCCUUGAUAACCUCAAACUCUCAAUCUCAGACCUCAACAUGCUCUGUUGCCAUUACAUCCAAAAAGGCUGUCUCUUCACAGCACCAUCUCCCCCCUCUGAAAAACUCAUUCCCCAUCUCAUAAAUUCCCUCUCUAAAACCCUCUCAAUCUUCCCCCCUCUCGCCGGCCGUUUCGUAACCGACUCCAACGGUUACAUCUACAUAACAUGCAACGACGCCGGUGUCGAUUUCAUCCAUGCAACUGCAACUCAAUUCACCAUCACCGACCUUUUAUCACCACCUGAUGUUCAUCAAGCAUUCAAAGAAUUUUUCCCUUUCCACCGAAAAAUCAACCACACUGCUCAUUUCUCGCCGAUUUUGGCUGUUCAGGUAACUUCCCUCGCCGAUGGAAUUUUCAUCGGCGUCGCCGUCAGCCACGCUGUCACCGAUGGUUCCACACUCUGGAAUUUCUUCAAUACGUUCGCUGAUGUUUCCAGAGGAGUCACAGAUUUCCUUCGGCUCCCGGAUUUCCGCCGGGAAUCAAUUCUGAUGUCCAAAAUCGCUGUCCAGUUACCGGAAGGUGAAAUCAAGGUAUCGUUCGACGCCGAUGCGCCGUUACGGGAGAGAAUUUUCAGCUUCACUCGAGAAUCAAUUCAGAAACUUAAAGACACAGUGAACUACCACCGUGUUUCGCGGAGGGAAGAUUGCGUGAUUGAGAUGAUAUCGAAGUUCAGAAACGAUGCAACGGUUACGUUUCCGGUAACCGUCGAAACGACAGAGAUUUCGUCGUUUCAGUCACUCUGCGCGCUGAUGUGGCGAUGCGUGACACGUGCUAGGAAACUUGAGGGUUCUAAAACGACAACGUUUAGAAUGGCUGUGAAUAUUCGUAGCCGUUUGGAGCCAAAAUUACCACAGUAUUAUUUUGGGAACGCGAUUCAAAGCAUUGCCACGUAUGCAUCAGCGCGUGACGUGGUUGAUAACGAUCUUACGUGGUGUGCGGAGCAGCUGAAUAAGAGUGUGAAAGAGUAUGAUAAUGCUACGGUGAGGCGUGUAGCAGGGAAUUGGGACCUUGAGCCGAAGUGUUUUCCGAUGGGGAAUCAUGAUGGUGGGACAUUGCAGAUGGGUAGUUCGCAUAGGUUUCCGAUGUAUGAGAAUGAUUUUGGAUGGGGGAAACCGUUGGCGGUGAGGAGCGGUGGAGCUAAUAAGUUUGAUGGGAAGAUGUCGGCCUUUCCGGGGAGGAAAGGUGGUGGAGCUGUUGAUUUGGAGGUGGUUUUGUCGCCUGAAACGAUGGCGCAUCUUGAGUCUGAUUCCGAGUUUAUGCUUUACACUUGUUAGCAGUGACAUCUAUCUUAAUUUUGAAAGUGUAUGAUUGUCCCCUGCUUUGUCGACUUGUUUUUUUUUUUUUAUUAAUAGAGAAC
Messenger RNA from Trifolium pratense (red clover), 1576 nucleotides. RefSeq lists its product as uncharacterized. The transcript has a single exon. The record is from RefSeq and is a predicted model, not a curated record. The coding region runs from base 96 to 1493 and encodes 465 amino acids. NCBI's taxonomy places the organism in Eukaryota, Viridiplantae, Streptophyta, Magnoliopsida, Fabales, Fabaceae.